Molecule: messenger RNA, 2586 nt
Organism: Verticillium dahliae VdLs.17
Lineage: Eukaryota; Fungi; Ascomycota; Sordariomycetes; Glomerellales; Plectosphaerellaceae
Product: CHIP6 protein
Exons: 4
Coding region: 1-2586 (861 amino acids)
Biological process (GO): carbohydrate metabolic process
Molecular function (GO): UDP-glycosyltransferase activity; hexosyltransferase activity
Source: RefSeq, a predicted model, not a curated record
AUGGCCCUCGAUCGCAUCUCGUCCCGAGGCCUCGGCCACAUCGCCCUCGACGAUGCCAACGACAACCCAACCGCAUCCAGCAACGUCGGCAACGAUGGCCGCGUCAACGUCCAGUUUCACGCGAGCCCCAAGAUGCUUGCCGGAUGGGUCUCGCGAUUUCGAGGCAACUUUUGCGAUCGUCCACCGCCCAGACACCCGCCAAAAGUCCGGAAGGGGAGUUACAUACCCUUCGACGACGACGAAUCCCACUGCCCGCGCCUGCCUCUGUGCAUCGCCAUCCACAUUGUCGGGUCUCGAGGCGACGUGCAGCCUUUCAUCCCCAUCGCCCAGCUCCUUAAAUCAACCUAUGGCCACCGCGUACGCAUCUGCACUCACCCUGUCUUCAAAGACUUUGUCGAGUCCAAUGGCGUGGAAUUCUUCAGCAUUGGCGGCGAUCCCGAAGCUCUCAUGGCCUACAUGGUGAAGAACCCGGGUCUGUUGCCCAGCCGCGAGAGCAUGCGAGCCGGCGACAUUAGCAAGAGGCGCGCCGAAAUGUCCGAGAUCAUCAACGGCGGCUGGCGCAGCUGCAUCGAGGCUGGCAACGGCAUGAGCAGGCAGCCCCUCAGAGCGGCGAACGUGCCCGACCCAAAAGAUCUCUUCAUCGCCGACGCCAUCAUUGCCAACCCGCCCUCCAUGGCCCACAUUCAUUGCGCCGAGAAGCUCGGCAUCCCGCUGCACAUGGUCUUUACCAUGCCCUGGUCGCCGACCGAGGCCUUCCACCACCCGCUGGCCGCCAUGAACUAUGGUGAUUCGGACGCCAAGCCCGCCAACUACCUCUCCUUCAUGGUCAUGGAGCUUCUGACGUGGCAGGGCCUCGGCGACAUCAUCAACAAGUUCCGCAUGCAGACGCUGCACCUGGACCCCAUCAGCCCAAUGUGGGGUUGCAACCUACUGCCACGCCACCGCGUUCCGUUCACCUACCUCUGGACCGAGAGUCUGAUCCCCAAGCCCGACGACUGGGACUCGCACAUCAAGAUCACGGGCUUCUCCUUCCUGCCCAUGGCCAGCAGUUACACACCACCCGACGACCUGGUGGCCUUCCUCAAAGACGGGCCAGCCCCCAUCUACAUCGGCUUCGGCUCCAUCGUCGUCGACGACCCCCAGGCCCUGACCCGGCUCAUCUUCGAGGCCGUCAGGCAAGCGGGCGUUCGCGCCAUUGUGUCCAAGGGCUGGGGUGGUGUCGGUGCCGGGGAUGUCCCGCCCAAUGUUUAUCUCAUCGGCAACUGCCCGCACGACUGGCUCUUCCAGCAUGUCUCAGCCGUGGUCCAUCACGGCGGCGCCGGCACCACGGCGGCUGGCAUUGCCGCCGGCCGACCGACGAGACCCCUCGCUGCGAGCAUCACGUUCGCCCUCCAGCCCGAGGUGCAGGUCGCCGCCGAAGUCAUGGCCGAGCAAAUUCAGGAAGAGGACGGCGCCGGCGACACGGUGAGGGACUUCCAGCAUCGCCUCAACGUCGAUGAGCUGCGCUGCGACAUCUUCCCGGAGAGGCUCGCCAUCUGGCGACACAAGAAGACAAACGCUCACCUCAGCAAUUUUGCCGUGGGCUGCUUGGUCAACGAGAACCUGAUUCAGUCGCACGACCUCAAGCUGUUGCGCCACAAGCUGUGGUACAUUGACGAAGGCGCCGAGCAUCCCAUCAUUGGCGUCGUCGCGGCAACGGCCGGUUUCUUCACGGCUCUCGGCGUGGCCACUUCCGACUAUACGCGCCGUCUCAAGGCGCGGCCCAACGUGCUCAGCGGAAAGAUAACAGCGAGCCUGAACACGGCGCCGGCUCCACCGCCCCCUGCCACCGGCGACGCUGAGAAGACGAACGACGAUCCUGCGCCACCCAGCACUGGCGACGCAGGCACAAAUGAUGACAUCGGGGCAAUCUCCCAGGCGCAAAUGGAGGCGUUUGCGCAUAGGAUGGCCACGAAGACGUUGCGGAAAGACGACCGCGUCACGGCUACCGAUCCGCGGGCUGUAACGUCCCAUGAAAAGCGGAAAGCGAGCUGGGCCGCCCGAGAGGAGGGCAAGUACGGCCGCGCCUUCUACGUGACGCGCGCCACCGGUCGAUACGUGGCCAACCUCACCAAGAUCGGACUUAAGGCGCCCGUCGCGAUGAUGUACAAUAUCGCCAACGGCUGCCAUAACUAUCCAUCGUACGGCAAUUUCGGCGUCCCCGUGAGGCCACGAGACCCAAUCACCGGAUUCGGCACCGGUCUCAAGGCGGCUGGCAAGGGGUUCUACCUGAGCGUGUGGGAUGCCUUCAGUGGCGUUGUCGUCCUGCCGUACCGCGGCGCGAAGGAAGGAGGCGCAAUCGGCACGGUGAAAGGCAUCUACCAAGGCGGACGCGGUUUCACUUAUAAUCUUGCAUCAGCACUCUUUGCUGUACCAGGAUAUUCAAUGAAGGGCAUUGAGAAGGAAUACUCAAGGCACCAUCUGACCAAGAUGAAGGCCGAAAUCAUCCUCAUCCGAAUUAGGCAGGGCAUCGAGGAAUUCAGAGAAUCCACCCAAGAAGAGAGGGACGAGGCAGUGGCGCAGUGGAAGCGGUUGCGGGCGUUAUAA